CCCCCCUCCCUCCUUCAGUUUCAGUUCAUUUGAAAAAUCGGCGAAACAAAUUUCUAUUUUUCGGCAAUGGCCGACGAAGAAGUGGAGCUGAGCGACGAGCAGAAGAAGGAAAUCGCGAAGUGGUUUCUCCUAAACGCGCCCGCCGGAGAAAUCCAAUUCGUCGCCAAAGAUGUGAAGAAAAUUUUGAACGACGAUGAGUUGUACCACGAGGCAGCAUCUGAAGCUUUUCCUCAGUACAAUAAAUCACAUAUGAUUUGUAUUGAAAUGCCUGGUCGAGUAGGAGAUGUGAUUAUUACACCGUUCAAUGAGCUUGAAGAAAACGAGUUCCUUGAUCCAAGAACUGCACAAGUUGCUAUAAUAGAUAAUAUCAAACAGGUGUGCACUGAAGUGAGACAUGCGCUGGAUGAAGAACUCCCCUCUGCAUAUGUUGAGGAAUUUCGAUGUGCUGUAGAUAUGGAAGUUUCUCGAUAUGUUGGGGAAGCAUAUCCAAAAGGUGUUUGCUCAGUUUACUGUGUAAAUGGAAAAGAUGUAGAGGGACCCGAAUCUGAUUUUGAGCUUGCUGUGGUUAUUGCUGCUGCUAGACAUAGCCCUCAGAACUUCUGUAAUGGAAGCUGGCGUUCUACAUGGAACAUUGAGUUCAAAGGUGAUUUUCAAUCCCUUGAAAUAAGAGGGAAAAUGCAGGUGGGUGCCCAUUACUUCGAAGAGGGAAAUGUUCAAUUAGAUGCGAAGCAUGAAUGUAACGAUUCAACUAUCCUACAGGCUCCUGAAGAUUGUGCAGUUGCUAUAGCCAAUAUUAUUCGUCAUCACGAAGCAGAAUACUUAGCAUCUCUUGAGACAUCCUAUUCAAACUUGCCAGAUACCACCUUCAAGGAUCUUCGGAGGAAGCUUCCCGUUACUCGGACCCUAUUUCCAUGGCACAAUACCUCACAAUUCAGCUUAACAAGAGACAUUGCUAAAGAACUCGGAAUUGGAAAGUAAAUCCACAAACAUCAAAAAAUCAUUAUCUUUGUUCCACUUCUACAGGUAAAAAACAAAGACACCAUUCUCAUUCCCCUUUCGUCUGCUUCCUAAAUCACAUAACUCUGCCUUUAGAGUUAGUUUCCUUUUUUUUUUCCUCUUUUCCUCGAGAUUCGGUUCCUUGUUUUCGAUGUCUUUCUUGUAGUAUUCAUUCUUGUGAGUUGUAUAGCUGGAAGCGCAACAGGUGCGUGCUACCGUUUGUAAGUACUUAUAAUUUGUAAAGCGAAGGUUAUAUGUUUUUGUUUGUUGUAUUGCAUUUGAUUCUGAAGUAGAUUGCAUAAGUGUUUGCUUC
Messenger RNA from Cucumis melo (muskmelon), 1309 nucleotides. Its product is annotated as F-actin-capping protein subunit alpha. NCBI's taxonomy places the organism in Eukaryota, Viridiplantae, Streptophyta, Magnoliopsida, Cucurbitales, Cucurbitaceae. Gene Ontology annotation, cellular component: F-actin capping protein complex; actin cortical patch. The coding region runs from base 67 to 978 and encodes 303 amino acids. The transcript has 10 exons. The record is from RefSeq and is a predicted model, not a curated record. Gene Ontology annotation, biological process: actin cytoskeleton organization; barbed-end actin filament capping. Gene Ontology annotation, molecular function: actin filament binding.